Molecule: messenger RNA, 1998 nt
Organism: Cladocopium goreaui
Lineage: Eukaryota; Dinophyceae; Suessiales; Symbiodiniaceae
Source: the annotation of a GenBank genome assembly
AUGGCAGACCAGAGAGCCGCUGUAUCUCGCUGCAUCUCUGACAUUGAAGUGGCAGACUUAGUAGCCUUGGAUUUGGAGUUCUCCGGACUGUUCUUGGAUACUAAACUUCAGCGUUCGGCCUUGACUUUCGAGGACUACUUUGCAAAGUGUGCAGAGAGCGUGCCAAAGUUUCUAGCCCUUCAGCUUGGGCUCUGCUGUGUGCAGUUUCGGCGUGACACCGCUACGUGGGAGCUACGGACGCAUCAGUUCGACCUCUGGCCACAAGAGCAGCGUAUUUUCACAGUGGAUUUACAAUCCUUGCGCUUUCUACGUGCCCAUGGCUUCGAUUUCAACGUUUUUCUGGAAAAGGCAUGUCCGUACAAGAGGAUGAAGUUGGAUGCCAAGAGCUCAACUGGUUCGCCAACCGCAACGCACAUCUUGGCAGCACUGCGCAAGGCACAAGUGCCCUUGGUUGUCCACAAUGGCCUGUUUGAUUUGCUUCACUUGUAUGACAAGUUCAUUGCUGACGUACCACAGGACAUCCAGGACUUUGGGAAGGCCUGGCUGGAGCAAUUCCCCUUGACUUUUGACACUCGCUUCGUGGCACAAGAAGGGCGCCUACAAGUUUUCAAACAUUUAGGCGGUUUGACCCUGGACGCCCUUCGUUCCCAGCUCCGAGGCCAAAGCAAUCUGAAAGUCCAAAGGUGUGAUGAGUCUACCGCACCUGGGUCGACGCACUCAGGGGGCUACGAUGCUACAGUCACAGCAGAAGUUUUUCUCCUGGAGCUGGAUAUUUGGAUCCGCUUCCAACAGCGCAAGAAACAGGAAAGACAGGAGAAACAAGCUGCAGCAGAAAAUCCGCAGAAUGCAGAGAAUGCGAAGACUCUGGAAGAUGGAGAGAAUGCGACACAGAAGGCAAAAAAUGUAGAGAAAGCAGAGAAUGAAGGCAAUGAAGUGGUGAGUCAGGAAUCUGGGGGAGAAAAUGGCCAGAAGGAAGCAAAGCAAAACUCAGGAGAGACCCAGGAAAACCAUAGCAUCGAGGAGGAAGAGGGGUGGAGUGUUGUCGGCCAGCGCGGGCGCAAAAGAAAGCGGGGUGCAGAGGAAACGCCUGAAGAGAAGGGCCUGACGUGUCCAAGCCUCUUGGAGAGCCACAAGAUUUGUCGCAGGUUCCACAACAAGAUUGCCCUUGAGUUUGUGAAGAAGGAAGUCCAAGCCAUUAACAGUGAGCACCAAAAAAAUGUCCAAAGCAACCUUCGGCGCAUCUUCGAGCUUUUGGAGGAGCAGGCCAACCCUGAGAGUGUGGCUGGCAGAUUUGCCACUGGAAAUAUGGAGACUCUUUACGACAUACCGAGUCGAAAUGGCACCUCGCCGGUGGAUGCAUUGAAGGUUUACUUUAAGAAUCGCUACUGCCCCGAACAGAUGCGCCUGGUGACAUUUGGCCCUCAGAAGCUUGCAGAGCAGUUGGAGCUCGUGUCAAAGGCGGGCUUCCAAAAUCUGCCGAAAGGAGUCAAAGCUUGUGCUGAAAGCAAACGAAGCUUCGAAGAGCCAAAUCCGUUUCCGGCCUCGCGAAUGGGCAAGAGCCUCUUGGUGAAGGGCACAGAAGCCAUUGGCUCCCUGUGGCUGCAUUUCCAGAUGCCACCUCUCAACAGGGAGUACAAAGCACAGCCGCUCUCGUAUUUGAACUAUGUCGUGAACUACGGUGGUGUGAACUCUUUGAAGCAAGUGCUGAGCGACAAGCUUGGCCUGAUUGCCGAUGUAGGGAUGGAGGAGCAGACAGACUCUACCGGUACCAUGUGCAUGGUGGUUUUUGAGACUACAAAACUUGGCUUCAAGCACCCGCAGGUGAUCUUGGAUGUUUUCUUUGCCUAUCUCGCUGCAAUGCGAGCAGCCGGAGUUGACAUGGAGCUUUACAAGAGCAUUCAGGACAUGGUGAAGUUGAAGUGGGACUGGAAGCAGCAAGAUGAUGCCUUUGAGACCGUAUCCAACUUGGCAGAGGCUUGUGGAGCUGAGAGAACGUAG